Molecule: messenger RNA, 9766 nt
Organism: Rhipicephalus sanguineus (brown dog tick)
Lineage: Eukaryota; Metazoa; Arthropoda; Arachnida; Ixodida; Ixodidae
Product: ras-specific guanine nucleotide-releasing factor 2
Exons: 31
Coding region: 263-5101 (1612 amino acids)
Biological process (GO): Ras protein signal transduction; positive regulation of GTPase activity
Cellular component (GO): plasma membrane
Molecular function (GO): protein binding; guanyl-nucleotide exchange factor activity
Source: RefSeq, a predicted model, not a curated record
UCGGCAGCGGCGGCGGCGGCGGCAGCUGCACACCAGCUCCAGCAGCGGGUCUCCCCCAACCCCGAACCCGUCCGUGCAGCGUCGGCAGGAAGCAGCGUCGGCGAGCGCCAGGUCCAACAGGCAUCGGUGGGUCGUCAACGUCGGCACGCGGCGCCCCAUGGCGCGGGCGGCCGGCGGAGGCGGCGGUAGAGCGACGUCCACCGACGGCGGGGGCUGCAUGUGGCUGCGUCGUCGUCGGCGGGCCGGCUGAGCGCGGGGGGCCAUGCAGCGGGCGCUGCGCAUGAACGAUGCACAGCUGCUGUCGCUGUCCGAGAAGGCGCUGCACGACAACUGCCUGCGCGGCUACCUCUGCAAGCGCACGGCGGACAGCGCACGCUGGCAGCUCCGCUGGUUCGUGCUCUACCAGAACCUGCUCUUCUACUACGAGAACGACACGACGACCCGACCGUCGGGCGUGCUCUUCCUCGAGGGCUCCUACUGCGAGCGCCUGCUCACGCCCGUCACCGGCGGCAAGAACACGGGCAGCACUCAGGUCGUGAAAGCGUCCUGGGCGAAGGCUGGUCGCGCGGAGGUGGCGAAGAAGGGCUCGAUGAAGUCCGGGACAAAAUCACAGCAAGUAUACGGUUUCACAAUCAGCUACCGCAAGGAAGGUGCCAGGCAAUACGAGCUGAAAGCCGAAACUGAGGCCGAGUGCAACAACUGGGUACAUGCCAUCGACUGUGCAAGUUUCAGCAAGAUGCUGCUGCAGAAGGAAGAGCUGGAGCAGAAGCACCUCCACCUGGUGCAGAUUGUGGAGAGCGAGAAGACAGCCAAGUGGCAGUACACCCAGCAGUGCGAAGAGCUCACCGUCGAGAUCAAGAAGCUGCGCGCCGAGCUGUGCGCGCUGAAGAAAGAGUGGAGGCUCACGCCACAUCGAAGCGAAGACGAAGACAGCGAAGAGAUAAAGAAGAUUAAAAAAGUGCAGAGCUUUUUCCGGGGCUGGCUAUGCCGCCGUCGCUGGAAGCAAAUAGUCGCUGAGUACAUCAGUUCACCACACGCCGAGAACAUGCGUAAACGGAACAGCCUGGUGUUCCGGAUGGUGGAGGCAGAAGAAGAAUACGUGGAGCAGCUUCAGCUGCUGGUGUCAUGCUUCCUAAGGCCAUUUAAGAUGGCGGCAAGUUCUCAGAAACCUCCCUGCACACAUGACGAAGUCAACUCUAUAUUCCUGAACAGUGAGACGCUCAUGUUUCUUCACCAAAUCUUCCUCAAGGGUCUCACAGCCAGAAUGGAGAGCUGGCCGACGUUGGUCCUGGGUACAGGAGAUCUGUUCGACAUGCUCCUUCCGAUGCUGACCAUCUACCAAGAGUACGUCCGCAACCACCACUACAGCCUCCAGGUUUUGGCCGAGUGUAAGCAGCGCGACAAGUUCGCCGCCAUACUGCAGCGACUCGAGGAGAAGACCGUGCUCCAGGGCAGGACCCUGGAGACCUUCCUCACUUACCCCAUGCACCAGGUGCCUCGGUACAUCAUAACGCUGCACGAGCUGCUGGCCCACACACCACACAACCACGUUGAACGCAGGAGCCUGGAGACAGCACGGACCAAGCUCGAGGAACUGUCACGCCAAAUGCACGACGAAGUGAGCGAAACCGAGAACAUCCGUAAGAACUUGGCCAUAGAAAGGAUGAUCAUAGGAGGCUGUGACAUCCUCUUGGACGUCAACCAAGUGUUCGUCAGGCAAGGCAACGUGAUCCACGUGGUGGGGUCGGACAAGGCCAAGUCCCAGCGAUCGCGCAUCCCUAACCUCAAAGGCGAGAAAGAAGUAGUGCGCCAAUGCUACCUCUUCACUAACCACAUGCUCCUCUGCAACCGAACCUCGGCCGGAAAGCUACAUCUGGUCGAGAGCGUCGGUAAAAUUCCCCUGGCAGAUGCCACGCUCAUCGAAGACCCCAACGAUCAGUUCCAGUUCAUCGUGGACGAUGGUGAGGGCUCGGUGAGUUCGGUAUCGAGCCUUACGAGCGGACUCGGCAGCAGCGGCGACUCCACCGCCACGACAACAGCGACAUCCGGUGGUGGGUCGGGGCAACAGAAGGACUAUGGCGGUCUCGACUUCAAGAUCAUCGUCGACUUCAAGACCGCGCCGCCGGUGACGGUGCAGCUAGUCGCUCCCACCAUGCAGGAAAAGGCGGCCUGGACGAGCGACAUUAGCCAGUGCAUCGAUAAUGUGCAUUUCAACGACCUCUUCCACGGCACGAUGAGCGACGCCUCGUCGGUCACGAUGCCACAUUCCAUCAGGAACGACCCCAGGCUGUUCAAGGACGACGUGGACAUCCGAUUCAGUCGUACACUCAACUCCUGCAAGCUGCCCCAGAUCCGUUACGCGAGUCCCGAGCGCCUUUUCGAGCGCCUGACGGACCUGCGCUUCCUGAGCAUCGACUUCCUGAAUACAUUCUUGCUCACGUACCGAGUCUUCACCGACGGUGUCAAGGUGCUGGAGGCGCUCAAAAAGGUCCACUACAAUCCGGACCUGCAGAUCAACGCGAUGGGCGCCGCGCUUCAGGACUCAACAGGGUCCUUGGACGCAGUCGGUGUCGAUGGCGGCGGCCCUCCCGGGGGGGCGGCCGCUAGUCAGGCGGGCGCCGCAGCCGGCGCGCCCGGCGCCGGGCAAGACCGGGACAUGGGAAUGCUGGUGGUGGAGUACGACUACUCGCGACGCAUCAGCACAACCAGCAUGCUCUCGGAGGCAGGCGACGCUCAGCAGGGCCACAGCGCCCCCGACCACGUGCAGCAAGUCGUGCAGCAGGUCUCGCGAAGCCAGCAGCACUGGAGACUCAGCUACCGAAAGUUCGAAGAGGAGCAGCUGAAAGAGCAAACGCUGAAGCGGAUCCGCGAAGUCGUGUCGCCCAGCCCGGAGCCCAUCCUGCCGCCUCCCCCGCCCACCCCCGAGCCGGCCACGGGCGGCCUAGUUCACACCUUGCCCGCGCCUAACGCCGGCGGCGCACCACUACAAGGGGCCACGCUGGCACCGCCCGAAGACACCGGCUUCUUCGGCCACCUCAUGCAGCUGCACGAAACCAGCGUGGUCGCCGCGGCCACCGCAGUCGGAAUGCCCAUGAGCCUGACGGGCACCAACGGCGGCCCCUCGGCGAGCCAGCAGGAGCAGCCGCGGCUCGAGGCGCCGAAGGCUUCUCUUUCGUCGGACACGCUGAGUGCCGACGCUAGUUGCCCAUCGACACCCGGAAACCUCAGCUCGACGGCGUCCACAGCCACGCUCGUUGGCAGCGUGGGAAGCAACGAGUCCCCCAAGCCCAGCCCCAGCCGGAAGAGUGCGCCCGUUCGGCUUCCGACGCAAGACAGCGUGCAGAGCGCCCACGACGAGACCCCACCCCCGACGCCCCCCGCAGCUGCGACGACAGCCCCGCCGGUAGUGCAACCCGUGGUGCCGCCGACUCCACCGCCCUCGGCGGCGACAGUCGCGUCGGCAGUGUGCACGGGUUCGCCGGCCCGCGCCGCGCCGCAGCAGCCCCCGACCGACGUCCGACCUGCGGCCCGGGGGCUGCCGCCGCCAAUGACCUCGAGCCAGUCCGCGCCCAACGUCAUGAACUAUCUGCGUGUGCGCGGCGCCCAGGGCAAGCGGGGCAGCAGCGAUACGGAGAGCUCGAGCGUCUCGGUGACGCCUCGCUCGAGCUUCCAGACCGAGUCGACGAUCCUGUCGACGCCCCGAUCCAGUUUCCAGUACCCCGACUCACCGCAGCACAGCAGCAAGGCGGGCGUCGUGGUCACCUCGUCCCGGGCUUCUACGCGACGUUCGUCGACGGCCAGCGCGGCCGCCGCGUUCGCCGUGGCCACCGCGGGCUCCUCCAAUCCUCCAGAGCCGCUGGUGGCCGCGACUGCCGCAGCAGCGGCGGCGGGCGGCGGCGCCGUGCCCCCGGGCUCGCAACCGGCCAGCAGGGCCGGAAGCCGCCUGCCCAGUGCGGUCGGCGCAGACCUCAAGAUACCCGGAGCAGCUGGCGGGGCCGCCGUGGGCCCCGGGCCGGCAGCUCUGCGCGCCAAACGUGAAUCAAUGAUCAGCACCGCGGCGACCAUGCGAGUGCUCAACGUACUACGCCACUGGGUCUCCAAACACUCCCAGGAUUUUGAGAACGACCCGAAGCUGCUGCAGUUGACAACCGAGUUCUUGGAGGAGCUCGUUCACAACCCCAACCUGCUCCCUGCUGAACACAAGGCGGCCGCCCAACUCUUGCACAUGAUCUCCAAGCAGGAUCAGGACAAGACGAAAGUAGACCUCGACAUCCUCUUGGCUCCUCAUAUGACACCAAGUAAAGAGACAGUGGAGUCCUUGUCGGCACUGGAGAUUGCCGAAGGCAUGACCUACCUCGACCACAAGAUAUUCAUCGCUAUACGCAGCGAGGAGUUUCUAGGUCAAGCUUGGAUGAAGCCGGAGAAGGCAACCAAGGCUCCGCAUAUUCUUCUUAUGACAAGAAGGUUCAAUGAUGUGAGUCGUUUGGUGGUGUCGGAAAUUAUGCGCUGUCCGGAGAUGUCCAAGCGAGUGACCAUCAUCGACAAGUGGUCCGCCGUCGCCGACAUCUGCCGCUGCCUGCACAAUUUCAACGGUGUGCUCCAAAUCUGCGCGGCCUUCAUGAACAGCUCGGUGUUCCGCCUCAAAAAAACCUGGGAGAAGGUCUCAAAGACGACGAAGCAGACGAUCGACAAGCUGCAGGCACUGGUGUCGGCCGACGGGCGGUUCCGCAACAUGCGCGACGCCCUUCACCGCUGCGACCCACCCUGCAUUCCGUACCUGGGCAUGUACCUCACCGACCUCUCCUUCAUCGAGGAGGGCACGCCAAACUUCACCGAGGAAGGACUGCUCAACUUCUCCAAGAUGAGAAUGAUUGCUCAUGUGAUCCGGGAGAUUCGCCAUUUCCAGCAAACUCCGUACAAGAUUGAGAUGAUUCCUAAGGUGUUCAACUACCUGCUGGACCCGGCGCGGCUGAUGCCCGACGAAGAGCUGUACCGGCUGAGCCUGUGUCUGGAGCCGCGACUGUCCAGGCUCGGCACUAAGGUCACGGCGUCCCCGUUCACCCCGUCCUACGCCCCGACCACCACGCAGCAAUCCUCGUGAGCACCCUCCCGCACCCCACCCCUCCUACCACCUGGGACCCGCUGUCCCCCCUAUAGCCGCCGUGCCACCACACCCGAGCAGGACUGCUCCCGGCAGGCGCACCGCAGCACAAGCGAGACCACCCACAGGGGUUUGGUCAGUGGAGCCCAGCAGACUUCGCGCACCGCCCGAAACUGCACCAGUCAAGUUCCACGUGCCUCCUUCCAGAAGCAAGCCUGACACUGCCCUACCCCUGGAGAGAGAUGCAAUCCAAGAGGUUCAGACAUCCACAAGAAAGCACUGUGACCAGCCUAGACGCGUGGGCCCAGUACGUGUAACUAUAAUGCACAUAUCCACCGCACCUUAUCCCUCUGACCGGCUACGGUUGUCGCACAAGAGCCCUGUUUAAUGCGCCUCGGUGCACAAGUGUGACUACGUUCUUCUUGCGUGCUGUAUCGUACACUGUAAACCAACUCUCUAUGCUCCACAGCAUGGAACCGAUGGAAAUGGCCGAGGUCAAUAGCAACAAACAGCAGCCGUCUUAAGGCUAGCAGGAUGCAUUCAAAGCUUGGGGCAAACUUAUGCUGCGGUGCUGACUCGGCCAAAGCAGUAUGAACGAUAAGUCCCCGCCGAAAUUUCAGCAUUUAUUUGCCACAAUAGGGUCUUUUUCACCCGAGCUGUCAUUUCUAGCAAGUCUCAAAGAGUUGAGAGAUGUUGCUAAGCUUAUGUGGCAAUCGUUUGCAUAGACUUAGGUGCCUCUGUUUCAAGCCAAUGUCAAAAGCUUCUUUUUAUAAUCUUUGUGUGGGAGGCGACGCAUAAAAUGCACCUAGCAUUAGGAAUUGAAUAAAAUGUUUUCAAAAGUAGAAAUGCAAAUUCAUGAUAUCCUCUCAAGCCAGUGACUACUUUCUUGAAGCGGUGAUGACCUGCAGUUAGAUAAAAAAGAAAACUAAUACCUCAGUUUCUGAAGAUGUAUUUUCAGCCUUAUUCUCUUAGGAAUUGUGAGCUUUCAUUGCAGUAGCAACAAGUAGAGGCCGGAUUUUUAGGCAUUAAAACAGGCACCAGAAAUAGGCAGGCAAAACAACGUUUUAGGCCUUCAAUAUCGUAAAUAUAGGCACAAUAAAUUUUUACAUAAAUGCAAAUAACUUCAAACGAAGAAGUGCGUGACUUGUAUCUACGAUAGGAAAACAAAAAAUGGUGCUUAUGAUGGCACAAAAACGCCAACAGCUGAACGUAGCCGUGCAAUUGUCUUUUUUCCCGCAUGGUCAGCAGAACAUGAUGGCAUUGUAGGUCCUUACAAGAGCACAAAAUUGUGGCCAGCAGCCAUUUGCUUUGUUUUAGUGCUAGCUUCUUCCAGUCUCUCUUGUCCCUCUAACGACCUUCAGAGUUAAGCGAGCAUGCUCAGGACUACCUUAGUGAAACUAAAUAUCUUGCAACACGUCCUAACAACUGGGAAAUAGUCCCACAGCAACAAAGUGACAUUGUAAAUCACGUGCAUCCUUGAGGAGAUAUAAAUUUUCAGAAUUUAGGCAAUGGGACCAUGGAUAACAAAACAUCAAAUUAAAUAAUGGUGGUAGACUACACAAAUGGUGUGAUAUUCAAAAUGGUAAAUUUAUCGAUCAAUUUCUUCGUGAAUUAUACUACUCUUUUACAACACAAAAUAAUGCUGAACAAGUUCUGAUACAGCGAUCCUAAAUUUGUUCCUCAGUCUAGUGAUACUCUGAAGUCUAGAUAACAGGAUCAUUGACAAACAAAAACAAUUGAUUUCCUGAUGUACGGUGCAUUUUACAUUAAAAAAAAAAACAGGGUGGAGUAGCCUUGGGAGAGGUCCCACAUUAUCGGAAGUACACAUUCAUGAGCGUUGUAAUGGCAAACUUGGAAUACAGAGGCACGCAGGUUUAUCGUAUGUAUCUGACUAUUUUCCCCUUGGAACUGCAUAUCUCCAGAAAUGUCUGGACAGUGGACGAGUGCACAUAAAGAAAAAACACAAACAAAGCAAGGAAUCGACAUACUUCUAGCACAGCAUCUCCACAAGUGCACACAUAGCAAAUGGCACAUUCAAAUUCACUACAAAUGGUUCGUACAAAAGGUCUCUGACGAGAAACCCCAAAGGUUGUGAAUAUCUUGUUAUGCCCAAGAUGUAAAAAAAAAGGAGAAAAAAAAGUAUUAUUCUUUUAGUUGGUAUACCUCUUACAAAAAAGAAAGUUGGCUGCCAUUGGCCAAAAUGAAACAAUAUUAGGAAUUUCAUAUUUUAUCAUUCGAUAAGCUUGACAACAUCAUGAACUUUAUUUGCUACUGGAUGUAGUAUUCAUCUCCAAUCGAACGGUAACAUAAAUAACAUCAAUACAGCUGAGCAUAGGUAUAGCCAGAGGAGAUUGGGGGGGUGGGGGUUAAAGCUCACACCUGAUAUUUUCUCUAUGUGUGUAUAUAUGCAUGCACAUACACACACAUGCAUUUACAUAGAGGGGGGCCAGACUACCCCCUCCCCCAAACUAAAGUCCUGGCUACGCCCCUGUAGCUGAAGACAAGACUUUGAACUAUGACCGCUAAUAUUUAUGAGAAAAUCAGAUGCGUUAAACACACUUGUGCAUGCUGCCAGCCAUUUUCAAAUUUGGAAGAUUGUGACUACACAAUUAAUCUUCCACGCUCGACAGACCUAGUGAUUGUGAGCUUUGGGGCAUUUAGCACAAUGUGGCCUUUGAUGUGCUUUGGAGCUGUAGGAAUGUGACACAAUUAAGUUGCUCCCUAAAGUCAAAGGAAUAACAACAAGGUACUUGAUACCAAACUCUCAAACAGGUACUGCCUCACUGCAUGCAAAAUUCCACAACUGUAACUUAAGCCAGUGUUGUCAAAUUUCAACCAAACACAAAUGAUAGAAUGUCAUAACCUCUUAAUGCACUGCACAAUCUGUAAGUAUUCAAUAGAAUUAAUCCACUGCAUUAUCCCGGCACAAUUCCGCUGCUUUUAAAUCUAGUACUUAGACCAGCACCUUGAAAAUGUCACCAAAAAUCUAAGGGCUCCUUUACGAUCAAAUCAGUCUUUGUGCGGAGGGAUGCAGCUACAACAAAAGACAAAGCCGCUGGCCUUUCCAGCUGCCUUUGUCCUGUUACUCACAAUAUUUUUAAACAUGCAAGCCCCACACUAAUAUGAUCCCGCAUGUUCUAGAAACAAGGCAGUGUGCUUUACAAGAAUUAGUGUACCUUAAUGUCUGCAUUUAUUGCAUGUCGCACAGACAUAAAUGACGUUCUAGGCAACCUGGAUAAAGUAUACACACAAAUGCAUAUAACUAUAUAUAAACCUGUUGUUUGUUGAGACAUCUUGCAAAGUAUAUGUGCAUGUUGGCAUGCUUUAGUGAAGCAGUGAACCCUCAUUUUGUCCUUUCUCGAAAGCACCACUACUCGAACCGAGCUCUCUAUUCCACGAGCAAUGGCAUCGUUUCCAAGUUUCCAAGAAAGAGAAUUAGCACAGUACGUGUGCAGCCAUAGGUGUGUUUCCCAGCAGCCUCCUCCUAUGACAUUAAUCUUUCCGUGCACUGCAAGAUAUAUCUAGUGUUGACUGUUAAUGACACAAGACUACAUUCAGCCGCAACGGGAUAACUUUUGGGGCCCAUGCAGUGAUGAAGGAUCGAGUUGUGCUUUGGCGAGGAAGCCAGGAAAAGGCUAGAGAGGCCAUUUGCAGCAAGGGCCGUAGUAGAAAAGAAGAGCUUCGCACUACACUGUGUCCUGCAUGUGUGGUGCUCUAUUUUCUUUUCUUUCUGUGCCAUGGCUCAACGCCUCUCAAUAGCAUAUAAAAAAAGAAGAAAGAAAAAAGGCUACCACUAACACAAAUACACACAUACACAUGCACAUAUCUUCACACCUCCACAACGAUAGGGCAUAUAUCAAAGUGGUAUAGGCGUCCAUGCAGAGUUGCUGCAGCGCCACAAGCUCGCAGCCGAAACGGCUAUUGGUGCAACUCAAGGAGCUGCUGAAGCGCUAAAAGGCUACGAUUUCCCCAGAUGAUGCCAAGGGCUAGAUGCUCGAGCCUUCUACUGCAGAGAUAGGAACGGAAGCUUAUUCAAAACUGUGUCCGCACGAAAAUGGGAUCAGGUACUAAGCUGUAUGACCCGGUACGAUUGCCACUCAUGAGAAAAAGUUCUACAUGAGACUUCUGUUGUUGCAAGUGAAAACUUUACUCCCCAAUAUACAAUCAUGUUAAGUAAAACGCUUUGCAAACGCAUUUCCGAAGGUAUUUUGGGGGGCACUGUUGUUGAUCAUCAAGAGGUAAUUAGUGAAAUGUUGAAUCCGUUUACGAAGACUGGGUCAUGCCACUUGGCACCCGUGCUGCUUCCGAUCAUUCGGAUUUUUGUGCGGAUGCAAUAGGGACGAUCUGGUUGCUGUUGAAUGGCAAACUGUUGCCGUGAAGUUAAGGCUCUGCUACAUGUACAUACUCCACAAUACCGUUAUAUCCCUGUUACAGUUUUCUCCCUGUUUUUGAGCUUCUGAACUUGCUCAGAAGCAUCACGCGAGGUUCUUUAUCCCACGAGUGGCGACUGUCCAAUUUCCCAACAUUUGUGAAAAUGCAAUUUUGUGGUAUGAAUGUGACAUUGUCUGUUGCUGUAUAUCUGGGGCAUCCCUGUACAUAUAGGAAAACUCGCACAACUCACCAUCCUCUUUUUCUUUGGCAUUGCUCAACCACGACACGAGACUU